Messenger RNA from Chlorocebus sabaeus (green monkey), 1815 nucleotides. Lineage: Eukaryota; Metazoa; Chordata; Mammalia; Primates; Cercopithecidae. The record is from RefSeq and is a predicted model, not a curated record.
CUUCCAGCCGAAAAGCCGAUCCAGGCAGGAGGAAGACACCCAGCCUUUGUGCUAUUUCCUGUCCUCUCCCCCACCUUCGGGCCUUCGGAAUAUCGCAAACCGGGCCCCGAAACUCGGAGCGGCGGUGGCCGCCCCACAAAGGCACCGCCAGGAGCGCCAUCUUGGCGCGGCCACCGGGCCCAUUCAUUCGCGGGCCCGGGCCCGGGUCCGCGCAAGCCCCCGGCCGACACGCGCGGGGCGCCGGCGCCAGACAGACCCCGGCCUCGGCAGGAGAAGGGCGAGGCCACGGCGCGGCCGUCUCCGCGACUCCGCACAGCGAAAGGGCCGAAACCGUUAUUUUCCCAUUUCCCGACGCCGCGCCCGGCUUCCGCUUUAAAUCCCCACUCCGCCCGCGGCGCGCGGCCCGGCUUCCCCAUUUCAUUGUUCCCCUUCCCCGCGCUCGCCCCCUGCGGCCGCCCGGCCCUCAAAGUCACCCCGAUAGGCGGCCCGCGCGGGGGCUCCGGCCGCCGACACCGCCCCGCCUGCACGCCCGCCCGGCCUUUGUUCUCGCGCCGAGGGCCCGAGCGCCACGUCCGGCUCCCCACGCAGGGCCCGGCCCCGCCCGACCCGCGCCCCCGAGGCCCCGGCCGCCGCUACGGGAAGCUCCCGCGGAGACCCCCCCGGCGGCCCGGCCCUGCGGGGACCGAGCGGGAUGGGGACCGGGGCACCGCGGGCGGGGGCUCCUCCGGGGGCGGUGGUUGGGUAACGGCGGGCGGGGGGCACUCAAGGGACCGGGCAGGGGCGGGGAAGGCCGCGGGCGGGGGCGGUCCCUCCGGGGACGGGGCGAGUAGGGGCACCGCGGGCGAGGUCGUUGCCUGCAGAGGAGGCGCCGGGCCCCGCGAGCAGGUCGGGGUCCCGGGCAGGCGCAGGUGCCCCCCGGCCUCUCAAGCAGGGACUGCGGCGAGCUCAGACGGGGCUGGCGGGCAGAGACCCGCGCGUGGGCUCAGUGCGUGUGAGGUGGGCCUCGGGCUGCGGAGGAGGGCAGCGCCCCGUGGCUCCUCUCGCUGCUGCGGGCAGGGCCGCCUGGCAGAAGCGGAGGCCGCGGACCCCUCCCAAGCCGCUGAGCAGUGGACAGCGGGGACCGGAGACCCCAGCCAGCGCCCUGCUCUUCCACCCGCCUGGGCCUUCAUCCCCUCCGAGCUCCCCUUCCACACCAAACCUGGCGUCCGUUUUCCUCCAGGCCUGCACCGGCACAGUCGAAAGGGAGAAAGACCCAGCUUCAUCCCCUGGGCCUCCCCUCAACCAGGGCCCCAACCUCAAGGGGCCACCCACCCCACCCCCAACGCCUAUUUCCCACCUUCUACUCUCUCCACACCCUGGGAUACCACCCGCCUCUCUCAACUGGCGUUUUCCUUCUCAUUUUGUGUGCAUGGCGCUUGUGUGAGGAAGCAGACACACAGUAAGUGCGGCUUCUGGAUGCGUCCGCCGCCUGCCCUCCCUGCCACGCGCUUCCCCUCCCUGGGGAGCCUCCACCAGACAGGGAACCCAUGCCUUCCCACCCUUCUGUCUCCCUCCCACUUCACUUGUCCGCGUCAUUCCCGGAGGCCUUUAUUUCUGGCACGAGAUGCUCCAGGGUCCUGUUGUAUCCUCCCUGCCCCAGCCUGAACCCAGCUAUUUCUGCUGGCAACCUGGUUCAUUGUGGGAGAAUGUCAUGCAGAGCCGGGGAUGGGGUCCCGGGUGUGCUCAUUGCUACUGGGGUGUCCUUGCAGCUGGUGGAGCAAGGGAGCACAUCUAUGUACAUGCUCCCACGUAUACGUAUACACACAGUUUCAUGGG